Ixodes scapularis (black-legged tick) is the source of this 7816-nucleotide messenger RNA. RefSeq names its product BAI1-associated protein 3. The record is from RefSeq and is a predicted model, not a curated record. Bases 89 to 4042 code for a protein of 1317 amino acids. NCBI's taxonomy places the organism in Eukaryota, Metazoa, Arthropoda, Arachnida, Ixodida, Ixodidae. The transcript is spliced from 31 exons.
UUGAAUGCUCUCGCUGCGUCGACGACGGAGCGGCAGCGGACUAUAGUAUAGCGUCAGCAGCGUCGAAAGACGAGCCCUUCAACGAACGAUGGCCGAACCUUCGGCGCCGUCCAAGCCAGCCCACGAGGGAAGGCUCUUUAUGGAUGCACAGGAUACAACCAGGGUGCAGGAAUCCGAUGGCGGCUUCUUCGAAGACUUCACUGCCCUGUCCUGGAAGCAGGAAAACAGGCGACUCCAGGCCACGAGAGAGGACGAGGCGGACAAGGACAAGCCAAUCCCGACCGAGGACGAACUGGGCAUCGCUCAUCACGACUAUGAAAUCGGAAAGAAAGAAUGGGACGAACUGUACGUGGAGGUGCUGUACACGGUGGAGCACAAGCUGGGCUGCGGCGGCGGCGGCGCCAUCGGGCCCGGGGAGCUCCACGCGUACGCCCAGCGCGCCUUCAACAUGCCCCCGGAGAGCCACCGGCGCCUGCUGGCCCUGGCCAGGGAGGAGAAGCCGCCCAUCCCCGUGCUCAACGUCACCGUGGUCGAGGCACAGGGACUGGAGGCCAAGGACCCUAACGGCUUCAGCGACCCCUACUGCAUGCUUGGCAUCCAGCCGGCAAGCAACGACACUCAGCGCCGUCGUCGACGCAGCAGCAGCGCAGGCGGCGGCUCCGACGACGAGGUGGUGGUGGUGCAGAGACCCGGCGGACCGGCGGGCAGUCCGCGGCGGUCCCUGCGCAAGCUGGGCGCCUCGUUCAAGAAGAAGGAGCCCCGCAGCGGGUCCCUGGAGAGCGCCACGGUGCCGGCCAAGUUCAUCCGGACCACGACUGUCAAACCGGCCACCCUCAACCCCAGGUGGAACGAACGCUUCAGGCUGGACAUCGAUGACGUGCAUGCAGACCGACUUCACCUCGAUGUCUGGGACCAUGACGACGAGAGCUCGGUGUUCGACGCGGCCCGCAAGCUCAACGAGGUGACUGGCCUCAAGGGACUGGGCCGCUACUUCAAGCAAAUUGCCCAGUCGGCCAGGGCCAGCCCAGUCGACACCGUCGACGACUUCCUCGGAUGCGUCAACGUAGCGCUUGGGGACAUUCCGUCGUCGGGAGUGGACCGAUGGCUGCCCCUGGAAGGUCGCACUCACCGCUCGAGCAUCCAGGGCCAGAUCCGGCUCAAGCUGAGCCUGGGCACGCGAGAGGACCGCGGAAUGACGGCCUCCAUCGACGACAACUGGAAGGAGGUGGUCGAGCACCAGGAGCUGCUUUGGAUCUUCAUCGAGCACGAGCUCAGCCUCCAUGAGGGGCCCAGUCACGAUUGGGCGGGAGAUCUACCGCGGCCUGCGCUGACCAUUCUGCACCAGCACGCCAUUCAGGGCGAUCUCACGGAACUGCAGCAGGCCAUCUGUCGCUGGGUGAUGUACUCCAGGAAGCACAUGGGGGUAUCCUUGGACUACGCGCUCUUGUACCAGCUUCUGGAUGACCUGGACAAGGCAUGGGACGACACUGAACGGCCAUUGUCCAGAGACGAGCACUCCGGAGCAGCAUACGACGGUGAGCAGUGGAAACAAGAAGAGGCGGGUAACGGUGACGUUGCCGAAGACACGGCGGAGUUCACAGUCCAAAUCGUCGCAGACCGUAAACGCCGAUUCCGUUCUCUGAACGUCGGGCGAAAGCUGAAGAAGUUUUGGAAGAAACGGAAGAAGUCAUUUCGCCAAUCUCUGCGCCGUGUACCCGAGGAGGUCGAGGAACAACAAGAGCUGGUGGAGCCUUCGCAAGAGGAUGCCAACAGAAACGUCCGACAAAGACCGCAGAUUCAACAGGAGGUCAAAGACGACGAAAGUCGCCCAAUCUCCGAGAAGCAAGACGAAGCUCCUCCUUCCAGCGAGUAUGGGCCAGAGAAACAGAGGAACGCCUUGUUGCCAGGAGAAGAGGCGUGUCUGGCCGAAGCCUUCAACGUCUUCAUCGACUACUGCCUGGAGCUGCUGCACAAGCACCGGGACCUGUUUCCCAUGACACACGUGGAGGCCGAGCACAAGCUAGCCCACUUGCUCAAGUGCUUGGCCCUCAUUUACCGCAUGAAGGCCUUCCAGUGGUGCUGUCCCUUUCGGAACCAACUCAGCGUCGAGAUUGUGAAUACUUUGAAGAAAGGCUGCGUGGAUUGGUUCCGUUGCGUUCACGCUCUGCAUCAGCCAACUGUCCUGACUGAGCAGACUGUGCUCGCUAGCCUCACGGAACUCACGAAUGCGUUGAAUGUGGACCUACACAAAGGCAUCAAGCAUUACAACACCGUGUUUGAGAAAUACGUGGGUGUCAACUACACGGCUGUUGUCUACAAGCAGCUGGAUAAACUGAGUGGAGCUGGCCUCCCAGCGAAGGUCCAGGAAGUGUGCGGUCAGGUGAACACGGUCGACUCGGCGGCCCAAGAUCUGUCGGCCGAACACAUCUCCAUGGGGGCCGCCCUCUUCGAGCUCUACAUGGCCCUGCAGGAGUUUGUGCGCUUCAGGGAACACCUGCCACGCGAGGACUGGGACCAGUUGUCGAUCCAGAACUUCCACUUGUGGUUUGCGGACUCCGUGCAAGGAUGGUUUGCCGUGGCAAAAGUGAAGGCUCGACAACGGAUACGGAAAGCGCUGGAGUUGGACAGGAUCAAGUUUGUCGACUCGUUCGUGCAACACAGCACUUCUGCGGUAGACACCACGACGUGUUUUGUUCAGAUCAAGGAGUUCUGGAGGCAGCUAGCGUGGCCGGAUCUUCAAGGCUCUUACCCCUUUGUCUUCAAGAUAUUAGAGGCCGUUUGCGACGGCGCCAUGUUCUAUGCCAACCUGUGCCAUCAGAAGCUGCUCAACGCCGGCUACUACGACGAAGAAGGACAGUUCGACGUCUCGGAGGAGGUGUGCAUCGUGAUCAACAACAUGGAGCACGUGCGGCGUGCCCUGCGUCCCCUGCACGAGGAACUAGACCUGGACCACAUCGUGGGUGCCAUCGAGGUCUCGGAAGGGGACCGGCAGGCCGACAAGUGCAGGGCCGCCUUCCAGGGCCUGCUGCACGGCGCCGAAGAGGACGUCGUCCACAAGAUUCUCACAAUCAUCGCGGGACUUUCGGAAAAGAUGCGUCCGGAAAUUAAGAAGUUCCUCUUCCACUUGGCGUGGGCUCCAGAGAGGCUUGACGCUGACAGUGCACUUGGACCUCUAGUCGACUACCUGGACACGAAUCUCAAGACGCUGUACCAGAGUCUCAUGCGCGUCAAUUUCUACCGGACGCUGGAGGCGGUCUGGAGGGUGGUCCUCCAAGAGCUCACUCUUACUGCCAGGAACAACCUUGGGGAGCGGGCGGGCUUCUUCCAGCGGCUCUUCUCGUCUCUGGGAGUGCUGCUGGAGUUCUUCCACGCGGAGGACAAGGGCCUCUCGCUCAAGUCCCUGCACAGCCUCCCGUAUCAGGAUCUAGACCGGCUGCUGAAGCUGCACAAGGCGGACACCACGGACCUCGUGGAACUCUACUGCCUGCACAGGCUCGAAGAGCAGAACCGGCAGAUCCAGCAGGGCGCCAGUCCCUACGGAUGGCUCACCGUGCGACUCGGCUACAACGCGGCCGCCGAGUGCCUCUGCGUGGACGUUAUGAACGCCCGCGACCUGCAGCCCCUGGACCCAAACGGUUACAGUGACCCCUUCGUCAUCCUGGAGAUACUGCCCAGGCACCUGUUCCCGGACUGCCCCCAGCAGAGGACGAGGGUCCAGAAGAAAACCCUCUUCCCACUGUUCGACGAGAGCUUCGAGUUUUCCGUUGCGCAGGAGCGUUGCCGGCAGGCUGUGGCGCUGCUGAGCUUCACCGUGAUGGACCACGACAUGAUGACCCGGAACGACUUCGAAGGCGAGGCCUUCUUUGCCCUGGCGGCCGUGCCGGGCGUCGAGGAGAGUCCCCCCGUUGCUCCCGCACAGCCCGUUGACCUGCCCCUUGUCCAGCCCAGAGAAAAAAAUGAGAUCCUCUGCGCCCUGGAAAGCCGCACUUGGGAUAAGGAGGCCCAGGAGUUUGUGAAACAGCAAAAGAAGCGCCGAUCCUGAGUCCCCUCUUCCAAACUCCCCGUGGCACCCCCAGGUCCUGCCACCUUACUGCUAAAAGCCCGCCGCCCCUCAACUGACAAGAUGCUGACCCAUCCGCGGACAAAGCGGAGCGCCCUGAGCCUUAAGUGCCCUUUUUAGUUCCUGGUGCCCCAUUCUGCACCUUAGCACGCACCGUUAUCAUUGGUACACAAGCCAAGAUGGCCGCAGAAGAUGGCGGACCAGAAUGACUGUCCAGUAUGGCCGCCUUAGAUGCCAGCCAUGAUGAUAGCUAAAGUGUGCGCUACCAUGGAGUUUACAAUUAUUGUCAUAGUAAUGUCUCUAGAAAAUUUCCUACUUCGGCCGCAGCUUCUCCGGUUUCUUCCACUGAUCGGUUUGGUUUUGUAUCUUUCUAUAUCUUAGCAUUAUGGGUGUAUUUAUGUUUUCAAGGUUUGCCGACUUGGCAACUGGAGGGCCACUUUCACAGUUUUGGGCUUGGUUGAUACAACUUUUUGUGAUCAAAUUUUAGAAAGAACUACCAUGUGACAGACAUGCGGAAUAGCACCAGUAAUGUGGGCCAUUCAAUGCUCACUAAGUAAAUUGUGGGUCGUGGUUCUAUAGGAAAACUUUCAGGCUGUACAGGGUUAUGUAUUGUUUCGUUGUGUACUUUGUUUUUUGGAACGGAAUUUCUCAAUUUAAGAAGACGCCUGGGCAAAAGAAAUGACUCCAUGGGGCCGUCGAUUUGUUAAUAUAAUGUAAAGUUGUUUCUUUUCACUGGAGCGUUUCGGGGAUGGUCUUAUGAUUAUAGCGGAUUAUACCCAAUGGGGCUACUUUCUUUCGUGUUCAGAGUAAACUAUCACUUAAGCCAUUCGGCGACGUUAGUGUUAUAAACUGAAUUAUCAGUUUUUGUAUCCUGAAGUUUUAUCUUACGCUUGGCUACACUCUGUCUGGCCAAGAGGUACGGGCCAAACGCUUUCUUUCAUCACAAACCACUACCCUUUGAAAGAAACAUGCGCCAAACUUUUAUGAGAACCCAACUUUUAGCUCCAAAUCGAGCUGAAAAGAAGACCAACAUUGCACCUUAGUCCCCUGUGCUAGCUUUCAGUUGACCCGCGAGGCUGCUAGUCUCGCUUCUUUGUCUUUUCGCAUACUUUGGCGCGCUUCGGUGGACAAUCGCACGUACGUCAGCAAUGUGUGGAAGAUGCACGCCCCGUUUGUGGUAUCUGUGUCUUGCGCAAGUUCCAAUCAACUAACCCGCACUCUGUUUUUAGCUCACAUAACCUGUGACAUCCUCUUGACAGCUUCACUGCGCGUGGUUGGCGCGUAACAUAUUCCCAGUACCGACAUCACGAGAUAUGUGCUCAUUUGUAAUACCUUUAUUGUUUUAAUAUUAUUGAAAUAAAAGAAGACUAGUCCUUUAAGCAGACUGCAACCUGGCGCCCGCUUGCGGAGCGGCUGAGGAUGAUUACAUCUAGUUGAAUGCAAACGCUCUCAACAAAGAGACUAGCUUUCAGGUACCGCGAUUUACUUUUCUACUUACUUGUUGGCCAUAGACUUCAUUCAAAACUCGGUGUGACCUGCUAAAUUUGUUUUUUUUUUUUUUAUUUAGGUGCAGUCUGCUCCAAUUAUGGUAUAAAUGAUAAUGGCCUUCGGAAGUCAUUGCUCUAAAUAGUUCAUAUAUUUUAGAGCUUCGAAUCUUAAAAUCAGCGGCAUGUACUCCAUGUCAUUGCAGCUGUGACGUUGAGCAUCGAGCGCCAGUACAAUAAUUUCCAUAUACGUCAUACAAGUACUUUUCAGUGUCGUACACCAUAGUAGUAACAACAUAAAAUAAAAUAUUUCUACUGAUGGCUUAAAAAAAGCCCUUCAAAACGAAGCAACACGUGUCCUUUGGACCUGACCCUUGACCAUAGGCCGUUCUUGACCGCAGUUAGAGCUGCCAAGACGAAAAAGAAUCGCAUGAACUGCACCCUCUCGGUUAAUUAGACAGCUGACUGCCGGGCCUGUGGAAGGAUGACAUAGUGGCAAAGCAAUGCAGACAGUACUGCUUAUCCACGGUCACUCUUUCUACGGAGUCGCAUGCCGGUUUGGUUUACAGGGAUUCUUAAGAUAUGCGGUUAGAGUUGGCGCCAUUGUGGCGAGUGCUUUUUCUCUGCGUUGUGCGGGUUGUGAGAUUUAUAUAAAAAAAUAUGUGAAAGGGGAAGGCGAAACUAAGGCUCAUAUACGCACUAAAAGGUAACGCGGUUCAUUUUUCGAAAGAGUCCUCUUGACCUGCUCUUCGCUCAAGAAUGGCGGCGUGCAGCCACUGGAAAAGAGAGACGCCGGCCACUCACGGCGUCACAUGAACGCAUGUGACACCUUGAUUGGUUGGCACCAUUUGAUAAAGAAUGGCUACGUGAAACCAAGAAAGAGGACGAGGGAGGCGCUGGCCAAUGCCGGCGUCACAUGAACGCAUAUGACGCAGUGGCUGGUCGGUGUCUUUGCUCAAAAAUGGCGGCGAGCAGCCAAGAGAGAGCAAAGCGACGGCCAUUCUUGCGUCACAUGAAUGAACUUAACGCAUUGGUCGGCGCCUUUGCUCAAAAAUGGCGGCGAGCAGCCAAGUGAGAUAGAGGCCGGAAGGACGGAAAACUACGCGAACAGUGAAGAAUCGCGUUGCUAUUUCGUAUUGAGGGCUUUAGGCCAAAUGACUCAGCCAUCUUCCUCGAAGUCGAUUCCCUAAAGAAUUAGAAGAGAAACUUGGAGAUACCGACCACGGUAGUGUGUAGGAACGCAACAACCCGUCCUCGGACGCCUUCAGCCACGCCGACACGGUCCGGAUGCCAGGGACCCUAGUGCUGACGCCACACCACUUGACUAUUGCGCUUCAGCAGCGAUGUACAUAAUUUUUCGAGAUAUCAGCAGUAUGCAGCAUUGACCUUGAACGAUGUCUCUGCGGCUGACUGCGUUAUAUACACUUACCAAUAUAAACUAUAGCGUUUCUGUAGAACACGCGUCUGGGUAACCUUCGAGGUGCAAUCUGCACAAUGAGAUGUACCCACUCUCACUCUUUGAGAUCUUCAUUCAUCCAUUUUUUGUGGUCUCCGCACUUUCUACCAGUAAAUAACCUUUCAUAUUAGAAAAAGAAGGAUCCAGACCUUUCUAUUGGUUGUUAUUUCUUAAAUGAUAUUUUGGUUUCUUGACUCCGACUUUCCAGACUUUAUCCUCCUUUUCACCGGGAACUUAGAUUGUCAUGAGGCAACUAAAACGCAGUCUGGAUGAUUUUAUUUUUUCAACUUGGAGAGUGGCAGUCUGAUUUGAUAAAGUAGUACGUUUCCACUGAGCCUCUACGGCGUUCAGGCGAUACUUUACUUAUUAGUACACAAUCUUGACUUACUAACUACUAUGUCGCAGUGUUGAAUGAGUCUAUGAUUGACAUGGCCUUUUUAACGAGACUCUGCUUCCCCAACAUGUAUUCGCGAGUACUGGGAUUUCCACCUGAGCUCCAAGUUUUUCCUAUUUCCGUAUUCUGAUAGGACGCCGGUUCAGCCAUAAAAAAAGUAUGUAUUACCGUCAAGUUGUACGAACUUCCCUGCCACUGUCCUAGUGCUACUCAGCGUUACUAGAUCAGCUCAUUUAUAGUACUGCCCAUGGACGCUGGUUUCAUGUGCGAUACACCCCCCCUUUCUCCCCAAAGGCUCGCCUCCCUUCGUUCGAAGCGGCACGAUUUUGAAGACGGCUGUUUGGGUAACUAGAAUGUACUCGAUAGAACGCACAUGCCUUAAAGCAGUGUGUAAAUGCCGCUUCACCGUAGCGUCUCCAAUG